Messenger RNA from Blumeria graminis f. sp. triticale, 2805 nucleotides. Lineage: Eukaryota; Fungi; Ascomycota; Leotiomycetes; Helotiales; Erysiphaceae. The record is from the annotation of a GenBank genome assembly.
AUGGUCACCAUGAAGGGACAAUUAUUAUCUGUCAGACCCUUAAUACCUUCGGUACAAACAGCAAGGACGUUCGCAGCACAUCGCUUCUAUCAUCGUAUAACAUCAUCUACCGGUGGGCUCUUCCCAUCAGAUUCAGUCAUACGAGCCACACGGAGACGCAUUUGGCCGAUUGGAUAUACAUCAUUUUCAAAUUCAGUGGCGACAAGAAAUGCAUCUUUUGUCAGGAUUCUUCCAAAACUACUCCUUAAAUUCGCCCGAAUACCAGCCCUAUUUGGGGGAGCUAUGAUCACUGGCCUAGCCUACGUGCAGUAUCAAGCAACCCAGGCUGGGAAUUACGCUUUGGAUAUAGUCAAUAGAACGAAAAAUUCUGUCAUAGAUGUAGCCGGCAAAGCUCUAGAUCGCGUCAAAGACGUUGCUGAUCAAACAAAAAAGGGAUGGGAAAAUACUAAAGAUCAAGCGGACAUUCCGGAGUGGAUGCAAAGAUUCUUAACUAUAAGUGAAGAAACUGGCUAUGACUAUGGAGGUGACAGGAACGAGCAGCCCCCAAAGAAGAGUAAAUUAGGAGCAAUUUCUGCAGGAGCAUCUGUGGCGACAUUAGGGUACGGUUUGAAAGAUGAAGAAGAUAAUGAGUUAAAACAAAAUGUCGGUCAAGACGACCAAAUGAUGGUCCUGACCAAGAAAAUGAUUGAAAUUAGGAGUAUCUUACAGACCGUUGGACAGUCUAAUACACUAUCUCUUCCCUCAAUCGUGGUAAUUGGGUCACAAUCAUCCGGUAAAAGUUCCGUUUUGGAAGCUUUAGUUGGGCAUGAGUUUCUUCCCAAAGGCCUAAAUAUGGUUACAAGACGACCGAUCGAACUGACCCUCGUCAAUACCCCUGAGUCUCAAACUGAAUAUGGUGAAUUUCCAGCCCUCGGACUGGGAAAGAUUACCGACUUCUCUCAUAUUCAACGAACCUUGACAGAGUUGAAUAUGGCUGUACCUAGCUCGCAGUGUGUAUCAGAUGACCCCAUUCAACUCACUAUUGCAUCACCUCACGUCCCUGAUCUCUCAUUGAUUGAUUUGCCUGGCUAUAUUCAGGUAGUUGGGGAAGAUCAGCCAUCGGAGCUAAAGCAAAAAAUCGCCGACCUUUGUGAUAAAUAUAUACAACCACCGAAUAUUAUUCUUGCCAUAUCAGCAGCUGACGUUGACUUAGCGAAUUCAACAGCCCUCCGAGCAAGUCGGCGAGUAGAUCCCAGAGGCGAACGCACAAUUGGAGUCAUUACCAAGAUGGAUCUCGUGAGCGAAACACGUGGCGCCGCAAUCUUAAAGGAUAAAAAAUACCCAUUGCGGCUUGGCUACGUUGGAAUUGUAUCCAAAAUUCCAACUCAGGCAAGCAGCUUGUUCAAAAUAGGUAAUGAAAACAUUUCGGCAGCCAUCGCUAGGAAUGAGCGCAACUUUUUCUCCGCUCAUCCCUUAGAAUUCGGGGAAAGUUCUAACGUAGCUGUUGGCACUACUACCCUGCGCAAAAAACUUAUGCAGGUUUUGGAACAAACAAUGGCUGCUAGCCUUCAAGGCACAGAGGAUCUCAUCAGACAAGAGCUUGAAGAAGCAACAUAUGAAUUCAAGGUUCAAUACAACGACCGGCCGCUUUCUGCUGAAUCAUAUCUAGCUGAAAGCUUGGACGCAUUCAAACAUUCAUUUAAGGAACUCACUGAAACUUUUGGUCGACCUCAAGUCCGAGCCCUACUAAAAGAAGAAUUGGAUCAAAAGGUGAUGGACCUUCUCGCUGCAAAGUAUUGGAACAAGCCAAUUGAAGACUUGCAACCGCCACUCCCCGAACCUGAUUCUCUAGCUGACCUUCCAAAUGCAAAUCCAGAUUCAUUGUACUGGCGCCGAAAGCUUGAUGCUUCUACUUCAGCUUUAACUAAACUUGGAAUUGGUAGAUUAGCCACAACAGUGGUAGCUAACGAAAUUCGGUCACAAGUCGAUCGACUUAUUUCACAAUCAACUUUCUCUUCGCACCCGUUUGCUCGACAAAUAAUUACAGAAGCUGCCUCUGGGAUUCUCAAUGAAAGAUUUUAUAGCACAUCAGAUCAAGUAGAAAAUUGCAUUAAACCAUUCAAGUUUGAAAUAGACGUUGAAGAUAAUGAGUGGGUGCGUGGUCGGGAAAAUAUAUCUGAAGUUAUCAAAAAAGAGUUGAAAGCUUGCGAGGAUGCCGUUAAAAACGUAGAAUCGCAUGUAGGCGGACGGAGAAAGCUGAAGGACGUCAUGAGCUUUGUAGAAAAAGCAAGGAAAGGUGAGGCUGGAAUUUUAGGCGACGCGACAAGUGGCGCAGGAGGCUUCUCUAGUGCUCUUUUGCAAAAAGGUAAAGAGGCUAUUUUCUUGCAUGAUCGUGCUACCCUUCUACGUAUGCGGCUCAACGCGCUUCGUUCUAAACAAUGCGCAUCCAAAGGCUCACGCUACCAGUGUCCAGAAAUAUUUCUUGACGUUGUGGCUACAAAAUUAACUUCAACCGCAGUACUCUUUCUGAAUGUUGAGUUGCUUUCCGAAUUCUAUUACAACUUCCCCCGUGAACUUGACGUCCGGCUCGGACGCGGUCUAGAUAAAGAGCAAGUUGAGCGGUUUGCAAACGAAGACCCUAGAGUUCGUGGCCACUUAGAGGUCAUUCGUCGAAAAGAUUUACUGGAACUAGUGCUUCAAAAAAUGGAGGGUUUAAAAGACCUCGAAGUUGAAGAAAGGGGUAAACGAGUUGCAUCUUCUAGAAGAGUAGAAAAUCGAUCUAUCCAGAAUGAUAAGGGACGCGAAAGGCCAUGGAGUCUCUUUUAA